This is a messenger RNA of Neomonachus schauinslandi (Hawaiian monk seal), 489 nucleotides long. RefSeq names its product transcription factor BTF3-like. The record is from RefSeq and is a predicted model, not a curated record. Lineage: Eukaryota; Metazoa; Chordata; Mammalia; Carnivora; Phocidae. The transcript has 2 exons. Bases 1 to 489 code for a protein of 162 amino acids. Gene Ontology annotation, cellular component: cytosol; nascent polypeptide-associated complex.
AUGAAAGAAACUAUCAUGAACCAGGAGAAACUCGCCAAACUGCAAGCACAAGUGCGCACUGGUGGGAAAGGAACUGCUUGCCGAAAGAAGGUGGUUCACAGAACGGCUACAGCAGAUGAUAAAAAACUUCAGUUCUCCUUAAAGAAGUUAGGGGUAAACAAUAUCUGUGGUAUUGAAGAGGUGAAUAGGUUCACAAACCAAGGACCAGUGAUCCACCUUAACAACCCCAAAGUUCAGGCAUUACUGGCUGCGAACGCUUUCACCAUUCCCAGCCACACUGAGACAGAGCAGCUGACAGAAAUGCCACCCAGUAUCUUAAACCAACUCGAUGCAGGCAGUCUGACUAGUUUAAGAAGACUGGCUGAAGCUCUGCCCAAACAAUCUGUGGAUGGAAAAGCACCACUUGCUACUGGAGAAGAGGAUGAUGAUGAAGUUCCAGAUCUUAUCCUUAUCACCAAGAACAUUUACAUCCACAGAUACAGGGAGUAG